AUGGCAAAUAUGGGAGGCUUAGUAGACCUAGUGGCUAGCAUUAUGAGGGUACCGGGUUAUCAAGUGGUUAUUGUUACGUCAGCUGCUGUUGGAUUCGGGUGCAUUAAACUCAACUUAGCAAAUCGUCCUACAUCUGAUCAACUAUCAUUAAAGCAAGCGGUUGCUGCUGCUGGACAAUCCCUUCUUAUAAGAUUGUAUGAGGAUCUCUUCGACGCGUAUGGCUUGAAAGUAGCGCAGAUUCUCUUAUCUAGAUUUGACUUUUCGGCUAAGGACAGGUUUAGGAACUUCAGGAACGCUACGAACGAAUUGUUGAACAUGGGGGUUAUUCCUAUUAUAAAUGAAAACGACUGUAUAUGCGUUGACGAGCUACGUUUUGGUGACAACGACACGUUAUCUGCCUUGGUGGCUGUCAGCUGUAAUGCGGAAAGGCUUUUCCUGCUCACUGACGUCGACUGUCUAUAUGACAAGAACCCGCACGAAUUCGCCGAUGCUAAGCCUAUACGAGAGCUCAGUAGCUUAGAGCUGGCCAAGCUGGAUGUGGAAGUUGGUGGAGACAGUCAGUGGGGCACCGGGGGUAUGGCGACCAAACUCGUAGCGGCUAGGACUGCAGUAGCUGCUGGUAUAGAGUGCAUCCUCACGCAUGGUGCCAAGCCAAAUAAGGUAGUAGUAGUAGUAGUAGUAGUAGUAGUAGUAGUAGUAGUAGUAUUCGCUGUAUCCAAAAUGACCUGGAGGAGACGUUGGAUGCUGGGCCUCGAGACUAGAGGUGUAAUAAGCCUGGACAGGGGAGCUGCUGAUGCGAUAAGAAGGAAAAAGAGUCUAUUCGCAGCGGGGAUCACUCGCGUCACAGGCAGUUUCCAUCGUGAUGAUUGCGUGUCGCUGGUCGAGGCUGAAACUGGUGAGGAAAUUGCUCGAGGUGUGGUAAACCUUCGAGAUUUUGAAGUGGAGAAAAUCAGAGGACAUAAAUCGUCCGAGUAUGGAGAACUGUUGGGCUGCGUUGUAGCUCCGGAAGUCGCCUAUAGAGAGAAUAUAAUUCUCACGACGGGAGCUCUCGCAGUUUUUGACAGCGAGGCGGAAGACUCGGAUCAGCCGAAUAACUUAAAAAAAACUACUGAACCUCUUUUGUGGCUCACCCAGAGCGGGAGAAGUGCGAGGACAGCCCUAACGAUGGCCGAUCACCGUGCUACUCCACCUGAUAGUAGUGCUGAUGGUGGUAGUUCAUCAAGGAGGCCCAAGAAGAGGGGACGACGUGCUGGUACUAGUGUAUCGACUAGCAAACGAACUAUACUAUGA
Messenger RNA from Perkinsus marinus ATCC 50983, 1290 nucleotides. RefSeq names its product Glutamate 5-kinase, putative. Lineage: Eukaryota; Perkinsozoa; Perkinsida; Perkinsidae. The record is from RefSeq and is a predicted model, not a curated record. Bases 1 to 1290 code for a protein of 429 amino acids. The transcript is spliced from 9 exons. Gene Ontology annotation, molecular function: ATP binding; RNA binding; glutamate 5-kinase activity. Gene Ontology annotation, cellular component: cytosol; cytoplasm.